GUUUGCUCUUUAUAGAUGAUAAGUUGUAAACCUCGAAAUUCUGAAUGGGCGAGGCUAAUUCAUCACGAUUCAGCAGAGGCGUUUAACCCCCUUCAGUAUCGAUUUAAUGAGCAGCCGUUACAUCCGGAUCAACGUAGCUUCGAGCUAACGUUAGCAAGUCAACCGGAUGAACGUGGGCGUAGCUCACAGCGAGGUGAACCCCAACACGAGGGUGAUGAACAGCAGAGGAAUAUGGCUCACCUACCUGCUGCUGACCGUCGUGCUGCACAUCGUCCUGCUCAGCAUCCCCUUCUUCACCGUACCGCUCGUCUGGACUCUGACCAACGUCAUCCACAACCUGGUGAUGUACCUGUUUCUCCACACAGUGAAGGGCACUCCCUUUGAGACACCAGACCAAGGCAAAGCUCGUCUCCUCACACACUGGGAGCAGAUGGACUACGGAGUCCAGUUCACAUCUUCGCGCAAAUUCCUCACUAUCUCACCAAUUGUUCUGUAUAUUCUUGCCAGUUUCUACACAAAAUAUGAUCCCACGCAUUUUAUCAUCAACACAAGCUCCCUUCUCACUGUGCUCCUCCCAAAGUUGCCUCAGUUUCACGGAGUACGGAUAUUUGGGAUCAACAAGUACUGACAGAACACUGGAUUUUACCCACCAACAAUGGACUCCUAGUGUUCUGUUCCUGCUGAACUACUUUAUGUUUAGAGGUUGAGGAGAAGAGAACCAGUUGGAUUUGUCUUUAACUGUACAGACUGUGUGGAGUAAUAUAUGACAGUUGCAAUGUGUGCUGCCUCUUGCAGCCUGAAAAAAAAAAAAAAAGGUAAAUGCACUGCUGCUGUUUUAUGAAAGUAGAUAUUUUCUUUACCGACAUUCCUGAUCUACAUCUUUGAUGAUUCCUGUUACAAACUGCACCGGCUGCACGUCUGUAAUACUCUAUGGUUGUUGCCAUAAAUGUGAAUGACUUCAUUGCGGCAGUGUGGCUCAUGUUUCGAAUGUCACUUGCAAGUUUCUGUUUUUGUUUUUUUUUUCAUGCUUUUUUCCUCCUUUACUGUGAGGGAUUUAUAUGCAGCAUGCUUUUACAGGCCUACAAUAACCCCUGCAGUCUUGCUAUCACACACAUAAUCCUGUAACUUACUGUUUUCUGAAGCUUUACGUUGUUUCCCGUUUAUAAAAUGAGCAGUGAGAGCUACACGCUGUGAA
Messenger RNA from Anarrhichthys ocellatus (wolf-eel), 1195 nucleotides. RefSeq names its product ORMDL sphingolipid biosynthesis regulator 2 (gene ormdl2). Bases 167 to 628 code for a protein of 153 amino acids. The record is from RefSeq and is a predicted model, not a curated record. Lineage: Eukaryota; Metazoa; Chordata; Actinopteri; Perciformes; Anarhichadidae. Gene Ontology annotation, cellular component: endoplasmic reticulum membrane. The transcript has 4 exons.